Molecule: messenger RNA, 1746 nt
Organism: Penicillium cataractarum
Lineage: Eukaryota; Fungi; Ascomycota; Eurotiomycetes; Eurotiales; Aspergillaceae
Exons: 2
Coding region: 1-1746 (581 amino acids)
Cellular component (GO): nucleus
Molecular function (GO): RNA polymerase binding; transcription coregulator activity
Source: RefSeq, a predicted model, not a curated record
AUGCUCAAAUCUACUUACGCCCCUCCGCCGCCUCUUCCCCCGGGGUGGUCGGAACACCGGGCGCCUUCAGGCCAUUUAUACUACUACAAUGCUGCAACAAAGCAAUCCACAUACAAGAGACCACAAGCGCAAGAUUCCCAACCUGCGCAACCUGCGCCGCCUGCGCCACCUGCCGCAGAACCCUCACAAUCACUCCCGUUUUAUUCGCCUGAAACAUUACCACCAUUUUCGUCGACGCCAUAUGGACCGGCUGGUUAUGCCCCGGGCGCCGCGCAAUAUGGGCAACACCUACAACAAGGGCAGGGUCGUGGUGGUUUCCGCGGGGGAAGAGGCUAUCAUGACCGCGGGCGGCGUGAGCCCCAAGACAGGCCAAAGUCUAAGGAUUUGAUACCCAAUUGUGCACCUUGGGUUUUGGUGAAAACCAAACUCGGCAGACGAUUUGUGCAUAACCCGGACACAAAUGAGAGUUUCUGGAAAAUCCCAGAAGAUGUUCUCAAAGGCGUGGUCGAAUACGAUCGCCUUGAGCGCGAGAAGAAGGAGAGAAGAGAGCGCGGCGAGAAGUCUGAGGAGCCCGAGGAACACCAGACCGAUAUCGCAGGAGCACCGACUACAUCUCGAUCAGAACGUGAGGAUGUGGCGCACGAAGAUCUUUACGAAGGCGCAGAAGAUAGCGAUGAAUAUGAAGAGGUUGAAGUUACCGAUGACGAAGAGGAAGACGAGGGCCAAUUGUCGAAGCGGGCACGCACAGAAAGUCCUGGAAGACAAGACCGGCCGAUGGAAUUCACCGAAGAGGAUAUGGAAUAUCAACUUGCGGCCAUGGGAGAAGACUAUGGUCUAGAACCAGGCGAGUACGGCGAGCCUGGGGAGGACUGGGAGGAGGGCGCGGAAGGGCUUCCAUUGACAGAUGCCGAUGCCGAGGCGCUAUUUCGUGAUUUGCUCGAUGACUACCAUAUCAAUCCCUUCUCAACGUGGGAGAAGAUCCUUGAAGAAGGUCGCAUCAUUGAAGACUCAAGAUAUACCGCUCCUUCAAACAUGAAAACCCGCCGCGAGAUUUUCUCCAAUUGGAGCAGAGACCGCAUCAAGGACGUCCAAGCACAGAAAGAAAAGCAGGAGAAACAGGAUCCUCGCAUCAAGUACUUGGCCUUCCUCCAGGAAUAUGCAACGCCCAAGCUGUACUGGCCCGAGUUCAAGCGAAAAUAUCGAAAAGAGGCAGAGAUGAAGGACUCGCAACUAUCGGACAAAGACCGGGAAAAGCUCUAUCGUGAAUAUAUUUCCAAGCUCAAGCUUCCCGAAAGCACCCGCAAAUCCGAUCUUUCGACCCUUCUCAAAUCCGCUCCAUUGCACGCAUUGAAUCGCUCCUCGAAUCUUGAGGCUUUGUCGGCCACGAUCAUUACCGAUAUUCGAUACAUCGCCCUUCCAACAAAGGUCCGAAAUCCUUUGAUUGAGGCGUUCAUAUCUACCUUACCGCCUCCGCCUGAGGAGCAGAUGACUGCAGAGCAGCAAGAAGAGCAUGACCGCAAGCAGCGAGAUCGGGAGAAGCGCGAAAAGGCUCUCGCAGAGCGAGAAAAACGGGUUGAAGAAGACAAGCGCAGACAGCGCAGCGACCUUAUCCGGGGCAAGCACCUUCUACGAGAAGGCGAAGCCGAAAUUGCGGAGGCCAUGAAGGUCCGAAAAGAUGGCCUUCGGGGUUACAUGGAAGUUGAUGAGAUCCCAGCCAAAGAGCAAGAGAAGCCAAGCAACGACUGA